Molecule: messenger RNA, 3946 nt
Organism: Epinephelus lanceolatus (giant grouper)
Lineage: Eukaryota; Metazoa; Chordata; Actinopteri; Perciformes; Serranidae
Gene: rab3c
Product: RAB3C, member RAS oncogene family
Molecular function (GO): GTPase activity; GTP binding
Source: RefSeq, a predicted model, not a curated record
UCCGCUCGUGCUCAUCUCACGCGAGCCAGCCUCGUCAGCUCAGGGGCGCGUGCCACAUCCGAAGCGGAGAGGGACAGCUCCCAGGUGCUGAAGCUGCUCGGCGCUCCAGAGAGAGAAAAACGAGACACAGAGAGGGGGGAAGGAAACACCACCGCCUGCAUUAGACACUAAUAUUAUAAAACCCGUAUUCUGCAAUAACAGGGGCAGACACAGAUAGAGACCGAGGCCUUCAAAACAGAUGGCUGCCACUCAGGAUGUGAAAGGGAAGGGGGAGGGAGGGGACCAAAACUUCGACUACAUGUUCAAGCUGCUGAUCAUCGGCAACAGCAGCGUGGGCAAAACGUCCUUCCUGUUCCGCUACGCCGACGACGCCUUCACCUCGGCCUUCGUCAGCACAGUGGGCAUCGACUUCAAAGUAAAGACGGUGUACAAGAACGACAAGAGGAUCAAGCUGCAGAUCUGGGACACAGCAGGCCAGGAGCGCUACAGGACCAUCACCACUGCCUACUACCGCGGGGCCAUGGGCUUCAUCCUAAUGUAUGACAUCACCAACGAGGAGUCCUUCGGUGCUGUGCAGGACUGGUCAACCCAAAUUAAAACCUACUCAUGGGAUAAUGCACAGGUGGUGCUGGCUGGCAAUAAGUGUGAUAUGGAAGAGGAGAGAGUGGUCUCAGUGGACAGUGGCAGACUGCUGGCAGAACAGUUGGGUUUAGAAUUCUUUGAGACCAGCGCCAAGGAUAACAUCAACGUGAAGCAGACCUUUGAACGUCUCGUCGACCUAAUUUGCGACAAGAUGUCCGAGAGCUUGGACACAGAUCCGGCCAUCACCACAGGAGCCCCCACUGCCAAACUCACGGACAGCGCUCCGCCCCUCCAGCAGCCUGGAUGCAACUGUUAGUGACUGAUGUCAGGAAGCAAAGGGAGGGCGGCGCAGGUCCCGUAAGGUGGUAGAGUGUGCAGAGUUUUGUUCUCCCUUAUCACUCCUGCUAGUGCUGCUUCCUCUGGACUACAGUUCAAACCCUGUUUAGUAGUAGAAUUACAAAAUGCCGUCGUAUUAUCUCUCAACUUUAUCACCUUAUAUCAAGAGCAAAUAACCAGACAAGCAGACAUGGCUAUUGUACGAUGUGUAACACUACAGGAUAUCUAGAAUAUAGAGACACCAUAUUCUCAUGUUUCAGCUAGUUAGUAUGGUCAUAAACCAAGAUAAGGCUGGAAAUAGUCCAUAGUCAUGAUGUACAGUUAACCCUUAAGACCUUUAAAAAUCUUUAAGACCUAGAAUAAUUAUAAAAUGAGGGAUAGAGUCAGUGAGUGCUUUAUUUUUUAUUUUUUGUACAGUAUGUAUUUUCCUUUUAUAGGAUUAUUUGGUCUCCUAAAGCUGCCAAAUCUAUGAUUUAGUGCACUAUAGGAUGUAGCGGCUUUUCUUUUUUUUUUGUUGUAAUGAGUGUGUGGCUGUUGUGUGACUGUACAGUAAGUGCGAGUGGGGUUGCAUGAGUGUGAGAUACAGAUGAGUGCAACUUUGUCAUCUAAAAAAAAAAUAAUCUACCUUGGAUAAAAAGUGGCCUUUUAGCAUCUCCAACACGGCCUCUGUAAGUUCCUCUGUCAUGCUUACUUUUGGAAUGAAUCCAGUAUGUAUAAUGUUGAUGUGAUUCCACGUUUUUGGUGUCUGUAGAUGUGCGAUUUCUCUGAUAAGUAUAUCUGUAAAUCUUAAAGCAACUACUUCUCUGUGCUUAGCCUCUAAGAUGACCCUUUAUAGUUUGAUGCGAUGAGCAUGCUGCCAAAAAGAGUCAAUCAUAUGUGCUUUUUUUAAUCUAAAGAUAGAUCCUAAACGUCCUUAACUCCAUAUGAUAGCAAUGAUCCAGCAUUUCAUUAACUGAACAUCAAACACUGACAAGGCACAGUACAGUGUAUGAUACACAAUCUGAUCAGCUCUGGCAUGGAAUAAACAGCCAUAUAUAUAAAAAAUAUUGUUUAAUUCAGCAUGUGAAAAUUUCAUGUUUGUGCGAUUAAAUUAAGUCCAUAUUGAAAGAAAAAUCUUAGUAAGCUGCUUAGAAGACAUUAUAGACAUACAGUAGUUUAAAAUGGGAAUGCAGAUAUGGAAGCAAAUAAAAGACAUACGUAUUUGAGUCACUGAAAACUUGAAAACGUGAAUUGAUAGCAUUGAAAUAUCUUUGCUUUGAAAAACAUGUAUCUGAAUUUAUUUGUCCCUUAAUUCCACUUUUUGGGAUUAAAAUGUAAAAAAGUCUUGAUUUGUGAUUUUGAAAACCAAAUUUGGUUUAUUUUUCAAUGUUCACUAAUUCAGACUCAAAAAUUCAAGUUUCAGAAUUUCAGAUUUCAGAAUUUGGUCAAAUUCAGACUCAAAAAUUCAAGUUUCAGAAUUUCAGAAUUUGUCUGGUCAAAUUCAAGUUUCAGAAUUUCAAAUUUCAGAAUUUGACUGGUCAAAUUCAGAUCCAAAAAACUGAAGUUUCAGAUUUGCAGAUUUCCGAAUUUGACUGGUUAAAUUCAGAUCUAAAAAUUCAAGUUUCAGAAUUUCAAAUUUCAGAAUUUGACUGGUCAAAUUCAGACUCAAAAAUUCAAGUUUCAGAAUUUCAUUUCAGAAUUUGACUGAGCAAAUUCAGAUCCAAAAAUUCAAGUUGAAAAAUUUCCAUAGCAAAUUUGGGGUACCUUGGUCAGGAGGUAUUUGGUCAGCCUUCAAACCAAUGAAAAUUCAGCUUUUGAAAUUUUAAAUCAGUUAAUUUUAUAUUUCAGUUUUAAACAGAUUAAUUACAUGGUUUUUAAAGUAAAGAAUUUAAAUGCUAUAAAUUUAUGUUUUUUUUAAUUUCAAAAUUAAGUAUUUACUUGCUGUUAAAAUUCAGAUACUUAUGUCUCUUAUUUGUUUCUGUAUGCAAACAUUAACAGUGCUGUAGUGGUCUUAAUGAUAACUUAAGUCCAUGUAGUAUAAAAGUUGUAGCUUAUUUUCAAAAUAAAAUCCAGAAAGCCUUUCAGUUCUGCAACCCAUAGAGAAAAAGUGUGCCAAAACAUUACAGUUCCUUUAGCAUCGUCAGUUGUUUGUUGCAUAGUUGAAUAAAAACCUCCAGAAAAUUGCAUGAAGCCAGUCCUGACUUAUCUAUGUAGAUUUAUAUAAUAAGAUAGUGUAUAUAUAGCACUCUGUGUUACAGAUUUAGAAGCAUUGUCAUAGCACUCGCUGUGAGAUGCAAUGGGCCAAUAAGUGCAAUAUUUUAUGAAUGAAACCCUGUACAUAGUUUCUCCUGUCCUCGAGUACUACGACUCUAUCUGCAGUAUGUGAGUGAAUGUUUGGCUCUGAAACUGAUGUACAAUCUCCAACAACAAAAAAGAAAGAAAAGAAAAGUGAGAGCGUGCUUCAUUCGGUAACUGCAGCCACUGAAUGUGUGACUCGGUGUGUGUGAAUGUGUGUGUACCUGCCAUACUGAACAGACAAAUAAUAUAGUGUAUUGUUUGUGUAUACCUUUUGUACAAAUGUAUUCACGUACUCUAUGCUGUUCCUGCUAACUGUGUUGGGUGUUGAUUGAUCGUGUAUUAUCAUGUCAAAAUGCAGUGUUAUUGUGAAAGAUAGUCAGGGAGGUAACUUAGUCCAUGCCAUAAUAUGCCAUACUGUUGUAAUUCCAAGAAGAAGGGAUACACAUUAACUAGUUCAGAGACCCUGCGCAUAUGUGUGUACACGUGCUUUGUGCGUGUGCAUCUGUGUACGUGUGUGUGAUAUUAUAAUUUUAUGCUAAUAGCCAUGAAAUAAAUUAUUGUACUGAUCUCCAGUCAAGAUUCAUUUAAUAGAAGAAUAGUUAUGUGGCGAUGCCCAAACACUGACACUCUGGUUGAAUCUCAUUUUAGAACACUUUACAUAUAAAACUGAAUAUAUUUGUUUCUCAGAGUGCAAGCAAAAUUAAGAAGUAUGUUUUUGAGAUUAUAGGAAAUAAAUCAAAUUCUAUCAGUG